UUGAUGUUGGGACGUGCUGACUCUUCUGAGUGAAUGUGGCUUCAUUUCCUCUGUGUGUUUCGGGGAAUGGCUUCACACGGACGAGGCCGCUCCGCUGGUGGUUCCGCCCCGCACGGAGAGGAGCGUCGAGGGACAACGUCGUCGCCGGCAAGGGAAACAAGUCGGGGAGUUGGAGGUAGGGAGGAAGAACGACGUGCUCAAAACUUGUGGUGCGACUACAACAAACGCGUCUGGUAUUUCGACUUGGCGAGCCAGGACGGCUCCGACCCGUUGCGUCCACCGUGUGGGCCGCUCUUGUUCAUCGCCGUUCGCGCCUACAGAACGCGUCUCGCAGGGUCCAUCGUCCAGUGGGUCGACGAUGGCAAAUACAAUUUCAAGUUUACUUUGAAGAAGCAUUAUAAAAGUGAUGGUUUUGUCGACAACAUCGCAAAGGGAUGCAAGGUUGCGGGGAGGAUGUUCGGCGGGUACGGUCGUCGUGCGAUGUCUUUGCCUCACUUUCUCGCGCUAGCGACGGGGCACGACGAGGCCGUUCACGUCACAGACUUCCUCAAGGUCUGGGCGAAAUCUGGUACCUCUGUCAGUGUCGUGGACAUCGGACCUGGAACAUCGAUCAGUGGUCCUGUUGGGUUUGCGGGAGGAGAGUGCUCUGAAAGGGAGAUGGGAAGUCUGGGUGGCUUGCCAGCUACGCCUCCUGAUCAAGAGGUGGGCAUGUCAGAUGACUCGGAGGACGACCAUCCGCGUGCUCCUUUGAAACCGGGCUUGCACGUAUCUCGCCGUCACGGUUUGCUUGGGAAGUCAACGCCACAUGGAGGCGGUGAUGGCGAACGGUUGGGACAGGGCUUAGAAUCAACGACUCCUCGUAGUCAGGUCGAAAGGAUCGGUUCAUUCGUUCGUGGCAUGCGGGUGGCCGAGGUUUCGCUUGGAGAUCGAGCGGGUGGUCUGCAGAGAAAGGUACGAGGGAGUGCUCGGACGCCAACAACACGAGAGGGCGGUUCCGUUGAGAAGAGGAAAAGGGUUGGAGGUGGGGAUGAAACGCCAAAAGACUCGUCGACACAGCGAAGAACCGGUGAGUCUUCCGGGAAAAGGCCGAAAUCAUCGAGGGGGAAGAAAGCAGACGAGGGCGACAGCGGGGAGGGGGAUGACGACGUGGAGAUUAACCUCAACGCCUUUAACCUCGACAAUCCGUUCUUCCUCGAGAUGCAGAGAGGGGUGCAGAAGGACGUCGUGUUGCACAUCCAUCCCGAAAGAAUAUUAGCUAUUCCAGACUGGGAAGACACGUACAACCACCGAUCCUUGGACGAGUUCCUCGUUGAUACCAUCUCGUCGGCUAUGGUCGACUGCUACGAACGUAAAGACAUGAGAUACACGAAGCCCAUUUUCGUUCUCGCUCCGAUCGUCGCGCCUCCAGAGAACGGCGAGCCUGCUGUGGGCAUGUUGCCUGCUGUGCGCAUGCUUCCUGCUGACUUCGACAGCUCACACCUGGCGAAAUACUGGUAUUAUCCUGGUUGUGGACAGCAUAACCCGAAGGCGGCGAUGAUGGUGAAAGACCAUCCCGUGUUUGAUUACUACAACUUCUAUCAUAAGGAGACCCUGGGAAAACUAGGGCAUCAGCUACGCUCCCACCCUUGCGUGCUCGACUUGUGCGGUGUUGCGGACCGUGCGCAAUGGGACUCUGGGGCAUUCGCGUCUCUGAGUGAGUUGCUGGGCUUCGUUUGUCAGGACUACUGGACAUUGGUGGUAUUCGUCCCCUGCCUGUGGAACCUCUCCUUCAUGACAUGUUUGUCUGCRCUUGGGGCUACCCGAUGCUACACGGGGAAGUGGGUUCGGAAGACGGCAUCGAAGAAGACGCAUCAGUUUGGAAACAGCRUCUGGCAGGAGCCGGAUGUGAUGCACAUCCUUUUCAAAGGCGAGGAUCCUCGGCUACUGACUCACCCGGUGUAUGAGGGAGUUGUUGAUGAAGACGACGUCGUCGCCCUCCAGAGGAAACAAAAAGUGACACCCACGGAUGUGGAGGAGAAGUCUUUCAAGUCUUUGACUUUCGCGGACAUCGGAAACCUGACCCAUAGGGGGGCUCUGUACAAGGACGGCGAGCGGAAUCCGAAUCAGUUGUGCAAUCAGCUUCUUUUCUUCUGUGGUGUGGCGGAUGCCGUGCUGUUUUUGGGCAAUCCGCACGCGCAGGUGGUGUGGAGUCUGCUUCAGCAGGGAAGGCACGUCUUGGCCGUGGAUGGGGACACAACGCAACUCGAAUACACCGUGCAGUAUGUCACCCAUGAAGUGUCGUCCAAGGCUUACCCAUGCGAUUUCCACCAUGUUGUGGUCGAGCCCAUUUAUGACCCGAACAAGGACAUAUUCUUCAAGUUGACUCCGAAGAAAAGGCGCCAGGUCUACUCCUUCCUUUACGGCGAAYAACCAAGGUUGAGAUUUGACCCGCAGUACGUGGUGCGGAAGGAAGUCGCCAUUGCGGUCCUCCAGGGCUACCACGGAGCGAGUCGGGCCGGCGCUGUGAGCUUCAUUAAGAGGCUGGAAUAUGUCUUUUUUAAUGAGGAUGUUGUCGAUCCGGUCGACUUCACUUUGGAAAAGUACAAGCUGGCAUUCGGUGAGGAGGACGACUUCAAUAUCGAGACUGAGCAGGAGGAGAGCGUUGAGGACGACCUCUUCGAUUUGGACGGGCAAUUGGCCAUCUUCAACGCCCAAGUUUCUGAGUCGCCAUCAGUAUGCAAACCGGGGACACCUCUCGCUACACCUACCUCGGGCUGUCCUACGCCCGUGUCCUCCUCAGCGCCUGUCAAGAGGGGUGGGUUGUCUCGUCUGAGGAGUUCGCCGGGGGAGCCUAUUCAUCUCACACCGCAGCCCGAACAUCUUCGACCCGGCCAUCCAGUUCCUCCGGACCAUCCGCAUCUCAAGGCUCCUGUGACUCCCUUCCACAUGGGCGACAAACACACCUUCUCCACAGCCGAAGAUUGGGGCCAUGAUAUCGUGUGGCACCCAGUCCUUCUCGACGGCGAAUGGACAGUGGCUGUGAGGGACGUAAGUGGAGGGUGGAUAUAUGAAGAUCGUUGGGACCUCGAGACAUUCAAAUCUCGCGCCUACGAUGCGGUAUUGGAGAGAUUAGGUGAGGUCAAUCGAGGAAAUAAGGACGACCCUGCUCUUCGCGAAUACGGGGACACGCUGUUCGAGUGCUUGCAAUCAAAUACAUGGCUGGAAGUGUCCUCCGCGUUCUACGCCCUUCCGUCAAGCCCGUCAAUUAAGCAAGUGAGUUGGGAGUUGCCUAGGGUCACCCCGCCGGCAGGAGUUCUGAAGCACAAGUCUCGCGGAAAGGACAGCGACGGGGAUGGUGAAGGCUGCGGGCAACGAGGUACCGGAGGUGGAAGUGAACAGCGUUCGACGAAACAGCGGUCUCUGAGGCAUUUAGGCGCCGGAGAGGGGAAAAAGGGCAGUUGGGAAAAGAAGAAGCCUCGCAGCGGAGAGAAGACAAAGCAUCACAGAGGAGACGGGCAGGGGUCGAUUGUGACGAGGACGGUGGGGUUCUGGCGGUAACAGGCAGCACCUCAAUGGAGACAGGGAGCGACUUGAGGCCUGGGUGUAUUACGCGGCCUGGCGAGCAACACCCUUUG
Chara braunii is the source of this 3614-nucleotide messenger RNA. NCBI's taxonomy places the organism in Eukaryota, Viridiplantae, Streptophyta, Charophyceae, Charales, Characeae. The record is from the annotation of a GenBank genome assembly.